Messenger RNA from Daldinia caldariorum, 1577 nucleotides. RefSeq lists its product as uncharacterized. Bases 177 to 1304 code for a protein of 375 amino acids. The record is from RefSeq and is a predicted model, not a curated record. Lineage: Eukaryota; Fungi; Ascomycota; Sordariomycetes; Xylariales; Hypoxylaceae. The transcript is spliced from 6 exons.
AAGUGAUGGAGCGUAUAGAAGGCUCUUGUAAGAGGUCUGAUAUAUAUUCGCUAAGUGUCGCAUUUCGAGUUCCAGUUCGAUCCAAACCCCUUAAUUACCUAACCGUUUACUUCGAAUCCAUGCACGUUGCUGCCUUAGGAACCUAACUCAUCCUUGCCUUUUAUAUCAAAUUGAAAAUGGGUUCACCGUUGGAUGCCUUACCGCCUGGGACAGAUCUCUGCCAAUUGCCGACCGGUAAUCCUCCCCCGGGGCAAUCAUCCGACCUUACCAGCAGUGACCUGAAAUCCCUGACGAUUUCCCUGAGUGUUAUACUGGCGACGAUUGCGGUCAUAUUUGGCCUUGGAAGACUCUACGUCAAUAUUCGGAAGUUGACAAUGGGCGAUUUUUUUGUAUUUAUCGCCGUUAUAUCGAAUGUUAUCACAGUGGUUUUGAUGGUUAUGUACGCCAAAUACUUCCGGCACAUAUGGAAUCUACCUUUAUGCUGGAUCGAUGAUCAGUACAGGAAGAUAACAUAUAUAUUGGAGAUGCUUGUAACAUUCAGUAUAUUCCCCGCCAGAGCAGCCACUCUACUAUUAUUCCAUCAGCUCUUUAUUGUCUCGCGACCGAUGAGUAUAGCUAUAUGGAUAGGUAUGGUUAUUAGUAUUGUAAUCACGGUGGGAUGCUUGGGAGUCUUGACAUAUAGCUAUGCUGUGGGAAUCGGAGAUCAAUCCGGCGAUGCUAAUGGCACCAUUACUUUUUGGAUGUUCCAGUUGUCGAUUGCAGGGGCCGCAUUAGACACUUUGAUCGACAUCUACAUCUUCAUACUGCCAUUGCCUAUUAUCUCUAAGCUAAACCUCUCCAAGAAGAAAAAGUUGCAGGUCUCGGCUAUAUUCUUUAUAGCGCUACUGGCCAUCGCCGCCAGUAUCUUGUCACUUGUCUACAGAGUCGAGGCAGUCCAGAGUGACAACAAUGAUAGCACAUAUAAUACUGCAGUUGUGCUGAUAUGCAGUCUCAUUCAAAUGAAUGUGACGCUCAUAAUAUGCUCCGCGACUGCAUUUGUCCGCUUCGUGCGUCACCACAUCUUGGAGUUGCGUAUCUUCAAUGCCCUCCGCUCGACUUUAGGAGCCAGUAGUAGCCUGAAUGGCCGACGUGGCCUAUCGAACUCCUGGCAAAACCCCAAUCAUCCACGUACCGGACGUGACGUACCACCAAACCAGAAGCAAAAGAGUUUCAGGAGUAUGGUUGAUUACGCCGAGGUAAGCGACACAUGGUUGCUUAAUAGCGGGGCUGCGAUGGACACCAAGGGGCAGAAAAAUACAGCUUGAACUCGUAACAAUACAAUUUCGUCGAACAAAAGUUCCAGGAGAUGGGCGUCACGUGAUACGUACCCCUAUUCAUCUGUAAAGGGAAGUCGAGAAUAUUUACUAGUGCUGUCUACGUAUAACUCGACGCCGCACCCCAUAGGGGUGCUGCGCUUUAAUUAGGAAAUCGGGCAGUAAUUAAGCUAGCGUACCAGACUUCAAGCACCAGUAAGAGGUUAUUCCGAUCUCUGUUACCUGCUAAAAGCGGAAGAAGAAUAAUGACAUUUUAUGAAAUUU